CGGCGGCGGCGGCGGCGGCGGCGGCGGCGGCGUCAGCGGCGGCGGCGUCAGCAUGCCGUGGUACCACCAGGACCUCACGCGUGUCAAGGCCGAGCAGCUGCUGCUGCAGGACGGCCAGGACGGCUGCUUCCUCGUGCGGAACAGCGAGAGCAUCCCGGGCGUCUACGGACUCUGCGUGCUGCAUCAGAACGUGGUUCACAGCUACAGGAUAAUGCCGGAUGAAGAUGGAAUGCUCGCAGUUCAGGCCUCCCAGGGUGUGCAACCCAAGCACUACCGCGCCCUGCACGAGCUCAUCGAGAACUACACCCAGCCCAACCAGGGCCUCGUGUGCCCACUGCAGUGGGCGAUUCAGAGUGUGGCCGAGGAGCCACAGGAGGAGAAAGACCUGUCAGACGGCGAGGAGGAGCGCCCGCCGCUACCUCCUCGGGUCGACUCCAGCGGCCCCUCGCCCACCUCGUCGGCCGCGUCACCGCGCGUCAUCGCCCUCCAGCAGAAGAUCUCAGACAUCAGCAAGGAAGGGCUGCCUCCCGCGCUGUGCACCGCCCUGGCCGAGUUUGCUGCGUGCGGGGGGCUGUCCCAGGACGUGGAGGCGGCCCGGGGGGGGCUCCCUCCCACGCGCCUCUCACGCCUGCUGCUCGCCUGCUGCCAGCCCCUGCACACGGAGCUGGACCACGUGCUGAGCCUCCUGGAUCACGUGGGGCGAGCCUUCAACCAGCCGCUGGUGGCAGCACACACCACCAGCCGGGCAUCUUCAGUUCCAACUUUGGCCGACGUCAUCACCAAGCUUGGAACACUCUCCGAAGGACUGUCCACCUUUGAAAAGAAGAUCCUGGAGGCCUUGCCGGCCCUCACUGGAAUCCAACUCCCAGCGUCUCACACCCUGAGGAAUGCGGCGAACGGCGCGCUGUUUGAGGUCAAGGUGGACUCCCACCUCUCCGAGUUCACCCGGCUGGGCAAGAAGCCGCUGCUGCGUGUGGAGGUGGAGGAGGGGAGGUUGGUGAUGCUGCGGAGAAACAAAGACGGUCUGGAUGAGGUGGACAGCUACACGCACGAGCGCAUCUUGCAGCUCAUCAAGUCUCAGCGGUUCCACAAUAAGCUGAGCAUCGUGUUCGACCGUGACCGCGACAAGAACAACCGCAGGGACUUCAUCUUCUCCGACGCGCGGAAGCGAGAGGCGUUCUGCCAGCUGCUGCAGCAGAUGAAGGUGAAGCAUUCUCACCGUGACGAGCCGGACAUGAUCUCCGUCUUCGUGGGAACGUGGAACAUGGGCAACGCCCCGCCGCCACGCUUCCUGCACACGUGGCUGAUGUCGCAGGGCGCGGGCAGGACCCGUGACGACGCCACGCUGACGUUGGCGCACGACGUGUACGCGCUGGGCGCCCAGGAGUGCCCGCUCAGCGACCGCGAGUGGGCCGAGGGGCUGCGGGCGGCGCUGCGCGACGUCACCGACGUGGACUUCAAGAGCGUGGCGGUGCACAGCCUGUGGAGCAUCAAGCUGGCCGUGUUCGUCAAGGCGGAGCAUGAACACCGCGUCAGCCACGUCUCCUCCUCAAGCGUGAAGACGGGCAUCGCCAACGCGCUCGGUAACAAGGGCGCCGUGGGUGUCUCGUUCAUGUUCAAUGGAACCUCUUUCGGCUUCGUCAACUGUCACCUCACCUCGGGAUGUGAAAAGGUGGCCAGGCGCAAUCAGAACUACUUCGACAUUAUCCGGCAGCUCUCGCUGGGUGAGAAACAGCUGGCGACCUUUGACCUCACCUGCCGCUUCUCCCACCUCUUCUGGUUCGGAGACCUCAACUACCGUACCGACAUGGAGUACGCGGACAUCAUGAACCACCUACGUAGGCGAGAGUUCGACUCCAUCCUCACCAUGGACCAGCUGAACAAGGAGCGCGAGUCCACACACAUCUUCAACAAAUUCAACGAGGAGGACAUCACCUUCCCCCCAACCUACCGCUACGAGAAGGGAUCCCGGGACGUCUACGUUUGGCAGAAGUUCAAGACGACAGGGGUGAGUGCCCCUGGCACGUGACCCGAGUUCGAUUCCCGCAAACGCGGGUCACGUGC
Petromyzon marinus (sea lamprey) is the source of this 2064-nucleotide messenger RNA. The record is from RefSeq and is a predicted model, not a curated record. NCBI's taxonomy places the organism in Eukaryota, Metazoa, Chordata, Hyperoartia, Petromyzontiformes, Petromyzontidae.